This is a messenger RNA of Saccostrea cuccullata (small rock oyster), 2144 nucleotides long. Its product is annotated as organic cation transporter protein-like. The record is from RefSeq and is a predicted model, not a curated record. Lineage: Eukaryota; Metazoa; Mollusca; Bivalvia; Ostreida; Ostreidae. Gene Ontology annotation, molecular function: transmembrane transporter activity. The transcript has 11 exons. Gene Ontology annotation, cellular component: membrane. Gene Ontology annotation, biological process: transmembrane transport. Bases 10 to 1707 code for a protein of 565 amino acids.
GUGUUUGAAAUGAAGGAUGAGGGAAAGAUGCAAAAAGACAGCUGUUCUGAAACGAAGUUGGAUGAGAAUUACAUAUACGGAAGGUGGGGCCCAUACCAGGUUGUUCAGGCAGCUAUAUGUUUCUUCAAUAUAUGGCCAACAGGAUUUCAGCUCCUGAUAGGAGUUUUCAUCGGUUACCGACCAGAUUUUCAGUGUGCAGCCCCAGAGAUAGACAACACGGAUGUAAAAAACGAUUCAAUUUACAUAACAUACGACAAAUGCAACAUCAAAACAUUUCUGAACAACACAAAUCAAGGGAGCAAUCACCUCAUAAACCAGACUUCAUGUAUUCAUGGAUUUCAGUACAGUCUAGAAAAACACAGUACAAUUGUGACAGAGAUGGACCUUGUUUGCGAUCGCGCUCCACUAGCUGAGCUUGUGCAAACUUUAGUCAUGGCAGGACAAUUAGCUGGGGCGGCCAUAGCAUCUUCGCUAGCAGACAAAUUGGGAAGAAAGACGAUUCUACUUUCCUCUCAUCUUCUGACAAUGGCGUUUGGAUUUGGGGUUGCUUUUUCACCCAAUUACACAACCCUAGCGAUUUUGAAAUUCAUUCUUGGUGUUUUGCAACAGGGAAUGGUGAUGCCGAAUGCUGUAUUAGGAUUAGAAUUGUGGCCGGAAAGAAUCCGUUUCUACUGCGAGGCAUUAGGUUUGUUUUUCUGGACAACAGGGUUGGUUAUCAUGGCCCCCAUUGCCUAUCUGUUGAGAGACUACAGUUGGAGAUAUCUUCAAAUUGCUCUUACCUGCUUUUCUCUGUUUAGUCUGAUUCAAUAUUGGGUUCAAGAUGAAUCUUUAAGAUGGCUUGUCGCAAAUGGGAAGAAGAAGGAGGCUGAUAGAGUGAUACGAAAAGUGGCAAAAUGGAAUAAAAUCAGUUAUGAAGAGCUGAGUAAGAUGGUGGAGAGAAAAAUGGCGCAAACCAAAACUAUUCCUGAGCAACAGACUGAUGAUGAGAAAACGGUUGAAGAAAGCCAUGAAUCCGAUUCGCCUUUGGUUGAAAAAUACUCAAUCAUUACAAUUUUGCGGAAUAAAACCAUUCUCGCAAUAUCGCUGAUUAUGUGGUUUACAUGGGUUACCAACACCGUAACCUAUUUUGGAUUAACUCUGACGUCGACAAGGCUAGCGGGGGAUCGUUAUCUGAAUUUCUUCUUAUCCUCCUUUGUGGAAUAUAUUGCUGUUAUUCUUGAGUAUAUCAUGCUUCGUUGCCUAGGAAGAAGAACUAUAACAGUUGUCUUUCAUGCUAUAUGUGGAGUUUCCUUGGCUUCAGCUACCUUAUUGAAUCACUUUGCAGGCAACAACAGUGCACUUCAAAUGUCUUCGGUGGUGACGACUUUUAUUGGGAAAAUGGCAAUUACAGGGUCUUUUAGCACUCUCUUCUUAUAUACACCUGAGCUCUAUCCAACAAAUCUGAGAAAUGUUGGAAUUGGGUUUUCUUCAGCCUUUUCAAGAAUUGGUGCGAUAGUAUCUCCAUUUGCUGGAACGUUGGCUGAAGCAAUACCCUGGGCUCCAGGAACGAUAUUUUCUGCAAUGUGCUUCACUGUGACAUUACUGAUCUUAUGUGUACCCGAAACACGUGGUUCUGAACUUCCCCAGUCUUUGAGAGAAGUGAAGUUAUGGUACACCGAAAAUAGUGGCAUUCACAAACGAAACAAAACCACGAACACAAAGCUUUGAGGAAAUCCUAAUUUUUAUAACCACUGAGAUGAGAGAUUUAUCUUAAACUGCACUUAUCAACACAAUGAAUUUUUGCCAGAUAAAAUAUUCUUGGGGCAGAUAAAGUUACUUUCACAUGUUUACCAUAAACAACAUUUGAAUAAUAAUUCUUUCUUGUAACUUUUUACAUUUUAAAAUGUCUUUUGAACAAAAAAUGAAAUGAAAAACGAACAGUUCCAGAGUCCAGUCAAACAUAAAUCACGAGCAGAGCAAACACGGACCUAUCAAACAUCAGAGGUGGGAAUGGGUGCCAAUGAGGAGUAACCAUCCCCUACCAACCGGCUACAUCCGCAGUGUACAUUUUGUUAUGAACGGAAAACGGAAAAAUCUGUCGAUAAUCCAAUGUGUGUAAUGGUCUAAAAAUCAAUAUAAAAAGAUUAUUUUUAGACCAUAGAACU